Peromyscus eremicus (cactus mouse) is the source of this 1095-nucleotide messenger RNA. It is a transcript of the gene Mtnr1b, whose product is annotated as melatonin receptor 1B. The transcript is spliced from 2 exons. Gene Ontology annotation, biological process: G protein-coupled receptor signaling pathway. Gene Ontology annotation, cellular component: membrane. Bases 1 to 1095 code for a protein of 364 amino acids. Lineage: Eukaryota; Metazoa; Chordata; Mammalia; Rodentia; Cricetidae. The record is from RefSeq and is a predicted model, not a curated record. Gene Ontology annotation, molecular function: melatonin receptor activity.
AUGCCAGAGAACAGCUCUGCCGCCAAUUGCUCUGAUGCCCGCGGGCUGGCGGCGCGCCCUAGCUGGUCCGGGUCAGCAGGCGCAGGGCCAUCAGGGACUCCCCGGGCUCCUUGGGUGGCUCCCACGCUAUCUACAGUGGUCGUUGUCACCACAGCCGUGGAUGUCGUGGGGAACCUCCUUGUCAUCCUCUCUGUGCUCAGGAACCGCAAGCUGCGGAACGCGGGUAACCUGUUUGUGGUGAGUCUGGCCUUGGCUGACCUGGUGGUAGCCUUAUACCCUUACCCACUGAUCCUGGUGGCCAUUGUCCAUGAUGGUUGGGCCCUUGGAGAGGCCCACUGCAAAGCCAGUGCCUUUGUGAUGGGCCUGAGCGUCAUUGGCUCUGUCUUCAACAUCACAGCCAUUGCUAUCAACCGCUAUUGGUGCAUCUGUCACAGUGCAACCUACCACCGCGUCUGCAGUCACUGGCAUGCCCCCCUUUACAUCAGCCUCGUCUGGCUCCUCACUCUGGUGGCCUUGGUGCCCAAUUUCUUUGUGGGGUCCCUAGAGUAUGACCCACGCAUCUAUUCCUGCACCUUCAUCCAGACAGCCAGCACCCAGUACACUGCGGCUGUGGUGGCCAUCCACUUCCUCCUUCCAAUUGCUGUGGUAUCCUUCUGCUACCUGCGAAUCUGGGUGCUAGUGCUCCGGGUCCGAAGGAAGGCCAAGGCUGAGAGUAAGCUGCGCCUGAGGCCCGGUGACUUGCGCAGUUUCCUAACCAUGUUCGCAGUGUUCGUGGUUUUUGCCAUAUGCUGGGCCCCCCUCAACUGCAUCGGCCUUGCAGUGGCUAUCAACCCAGAGGCGACGGCUCUCCAGGUCCCAGAGGGGCUCUUUGUCACCAGCUACUUCCUAGCUUACUUCAACAGCUGCCUUAAUGCCAUUGUCUACGGGCUCCUGAAUCAGAACUUCCGCAGGGAGUACAGGAGGAUCCUCUCAGGCCUCUGGAACACUGGGUGCUGCUUCCACGAUGCUUCCACAUGCUGCCUUGCUGAGGAGCUGCGGAGCCCAGCACCGCCUGCUGCCGGGGCUCCCAUGCCUGUCCAGGAGGGUGCUCUCUAG